AUGAAGGCUAUUAUAAACCCUACUGAUCCGGCAUGGCUCAUUUCCAUGGAUGAUGUGCAUCUACCUCUUCAGCUUCCUAGUGGUUUGAUAACUCAGUUGAAAACUCUAACCCAACAGAACAUUUUAGUUUUGGCUCCAGUGGAGCCGGAGACUAGGCUAGACUGCCGAGAGGUUCACCAGAUUAUUAGAGAGCUGGCGAUAGGAAUUUAUUGUUUUAAUCAAAUCCCUUCCAUCAGUUUAGAUGCCAAUUAUGACUGUAGUACAUCGUGCCACCUACCUCCAGCCUAUUAUGAUACUAGACAGAUAUUAAUCGAUAUAGAUUAUAUGAUUAAGGCCCUCUGGCACGGCGCCUACAUGGCAAAGGAGAAAAGAGCCAGAUUCAGUGAGCUCUGGCGGUCUAGCAUGGAUAUUGAUUCCAAUGGAAACCCUCAAACCAAGAAGAACAUAUUUGCAGAGUUCUCUUCAGCAGGUCUAAUUGAUAUUUCCAGUGCUCCUGAGUUUGGUGACAUAUAUUCCAAGACAUUUGACGUAGAUCCAACGUAUGAACCCAACAGUCAGGAUGAAACUAAGCUGUUCAUGAAAUACGCAGACAGCAUGUCUAUAAAUAUGACUUGUUUUACCCUUGAAGUCAAACGGCAUGAAAAUCUGUUCAUGUAUGAGGCGUGUUAUGUUCUCUCCAAUGUUCUGAAACUUACCGAGGAGUACUUAGAUCCCAUUUCAUACCAGAGACUCCAGCAAAGAUUAACUAUGCAUCAAAAGAUUGUGAAGGAGAAUCUUGAGAAGAAAACACAAGUCCGCAAAAAUAUAGCUUAUCUUAAACUCAUCAGUUUUCUUGUGCCUUUCUUUCUGGGACUGAAAAAAAAGAUGAAAGUACCAGAUUUUAGUCACCUCUUGCAGCCAUUCUCAGACGAUAAAGUUAAGACUGAACGUGAACUUCCUCCGCUCAUGCUAGGACAAGAUUUUAAGUGCCAACAUUUUCAUUAUCAAACAAACGAGUAUUUCCACUUGCAUGGUGGAAUCGAAAUUGAUGUGGGAACACCUACUGUUGAACCUGUGUCUGAAGAUAUUAAGGCAGCAUAUGAAGAUAUAGUGAUCACAACAGCAAAUCAUAUUAAUGAGCUACAAAAUCUUGAUACGACUUACAGAGAACAUUAUCCCAUACCCAUCAUUCAGAUUGAUGGAAAGAGUUACUAUGCCAUUGGAAUCCAGCUUGAAGAUUUCUAUCAGGCAACAGUAAAGACACAGUGGUGGGGAGCAAUGAAUGGAUUAAUAAGCAAUCUGAAACCCAAAAGGCUUCCCUUAACGGACUCCCAGCUCCAUGAACAAUUCAAGAAGAAAUUUGGUUACAAUAAAGCCAUUAAAUGCAAGAAUCUGUCAUUUGGAUUAAAAUCUGCUGCAGAGAGAGGACUAACUGCAAUUUUUCAUACAUUUUGUCGGAAAACACCAGUUUCUGGGCUUAGUGUUGUUGAUGUGGCCGGCUAUGCACUUAUCCACCACGCUGCCAUCCACAAUCGUGUGGCAAUCGUAUCUCAGAUAGUGAAAGUUGGUUUGAAUGUGAAUCAAAGGCGCAGCGACCAUCUCUCUGGUCAAGGACCAACAGCCUUACACCUGGCAGCUCAAUGUGGCUCCUUAGAAGUCCUGUCCUGCCUCCUGGCCAUGAAAGCAGAUUACAUGCUACAUGACAAACGCGGAUGGAUGGCCAUUCAUUCCGCUGCCUUCUAUGGCACCGUUCCGUGCAUUCGAGCACUCUGUAGGAAAGACCCAACGCUGGUGGAAAUGGAAACAAAAUCUGAAUAUCGGUCCACACCACUUUUGCUCACAGUUACUUCUGGGGCACUGGAAGCCCUUACGUAUCUUUUGUCUCUUGGUGCAGAUUGGAAAAAAACAGACAGCUCGGGGAACAAUAUUAUUCAUUUAGCUGUUCUCUAUUUUCACACAAAUAUCCUGAAAUAUAUUAUUGGACUGAAUAUACAAGAGCUUGACGUGUGGCACCACCUUGUCGAUAUGCUAAAGUCUAAAGACUCACACAGAAAAGAAAUGGCAGCCAGGUGCUUGGAGGUUCUCUGUGUGGUUAAGCAAAGCUACUGGGAGGACAUUUAUAAAGCAGGAAGUGUCCCCUGUCUGGUUGAGCUUUUAAACAGCAGUCAGAGUAAUCUGGAGUGUUUAGCCUCAGGGGUUUUAAGCAAUAUUUCAAACAAUGUUCCAGUUUCAAAAGCUCUUGUUGAAUCCAGAGCCAUCCCAGUCCUGAUUAGAUUACUACGCUCCCGCCAGCCAGAACUACAGUCUCGAUGCGCCGUUAUUCUCUCGGAUAUUGCCCAGGUGGACAAUAAUUCAGAUGUCAUUGCAGAAAUGGAUGGAAUUUCUCCCUUGGUCCAGCUUCUCUACGAAGAAUUGGAAGAUGUGCUAGUGAAUGUUAUAAACUGUAUCCGGGUUUUAUGUACAAAACACCCAGAAAACCAACAGAAAGUCAAAGAUCUUGGUGGUAUCCCACUCCUUGUGGAUUUUCUAUCUGCCAAAUCAGAUAUUUUGGUAAGCACAUCUGCAACUGCAAUUGCUAAACUUGCUGAAGGGAAUAAACUAAUCCAGGAUGCUAUUGCAGAAGAAAAUGCAAUUGUUUCCCUUAUUAACAUAAUGGCUGGAAGGAAACUCAAUAUACAAGUAAAAGCCGCCAUGGCUAUAGAGGCGAUUGCUGAUCAUAAUCCAGCAAUACAAAAGGAGUUUUUGGACAAAUCUGUGACAAAACAUAUCUCCAAGCUGCUGAAGGUCUUUCAGUUGGAGGUCAGAGAACAAGGAUGUACAGCCCUCUGGACACUGGCUGGUCAAACAAGAAAACAACAGAAAACCAUGGCAGAACAGAUUGGUUACAACUUUAUCAUAGACAUGCUGUUGUCACCAUCUGAUAAAAUGCAAUAUGUUGGUGGAGAAGCUGUGAUUGCUCUGUGUAAAGACAGCAAACAGCACCAAGACCAGAUAUGUGAAGGCAAUGGCAUUGGACCUCUGGUACGACUCUUAAGAAACGCAAAAGUGCAGCAAGGGACUCUUCUCAGUAUUAUAAAAGCCCUGGGAACCAUGUGUAUUGGUGUUGCUCAUAUAAACAAUCAGAUAAGCCAGGAACAAAUUGUGGAGGAGCAGGCACUGCCAACUCUUGUUCAUCUUCUGAAAACUCAUAGUUCCCUUACAAUUAAGGUUGAAGCAGCUUGGGCACUUGCUUGCAUUGUCUUGAGAAAUUCCACAUUGCAAACCUAUUUACACGAAAAGGAAGGAUUUAAGUACAUUGAUGUCCUGGAUCUCCUUUAUGCUUCAGAUAAGAAUAUUUGCUUACGAGCUGGAUAUGCACUGGCUCUGUUUGCUUACAACAGUAGCUUGCAGCAGUUUUACAUUUUGGAGACUGGAGGUAUUGAGAUUGCAGUCUUCGAACCUUUCUUGGAGUCAAACAUUGAGACAGAAAGAGCAAUGGCUGCAUUUCAGAUUGUUGUAUUAUCUAGAGCUAUUGUGGAUGUGGAUCAAGUCUGUCUGUCUGCCAGAGGUGUAACAAUACUAACAGAGCUCCUCAACUCGGAGAAUUCAACCACACUUAUUUUAGUGGGAGAGUUAAUUGCCAGUCUGGCUCAUACCAGAGCAGGUAUUCCGGAUGCAAUAACUACAUUAGGAACUGUGGGGUGUCUUUGUAACCUUUUAAACUCCGAAGAAGAGGAGGUCCGUAUAGCUUGUUCUAAUGCUUUGGGGUAUUUAACGUUCAACCGCACUGCAUAUCGCCAUCUUCUUGUGGAAUGCAGGAACAGACCCUCAUUGUAUAACAUACUCAUUGAAAACAUCAGCAAAGAUGCGAAAAUCUCCAAGCAAUUUACAGACGAAUUUAAAACACAGAAGCAAAUAGGAUUGCCCUCUCUUAGUCUAGUUGUGAAUGGUGGACCACCAGUAAAUCCUUCUUCAUGGAAAGGCAGACAAAGACAUCUUGGAAGCGGAGAGACUAAACAAAGCCACUGGACAGAGCAUUUACGAUCCAAAUCUGCAGCUGUUCACUCAUCACAGAAAUGCAGGACAGCAGAUCCACUUGAUCCCAUGGGACUAAGUUUAUCAGCCUCCCCUAUUCUAGCUGUUAGAAGACCAAAGACCGCACAUAUGGGGAACACAAAACCAUUUCAAAUGAAAAAGAAUGCAUAG
Messenger RNA from Spea bombifrons (plains spadefoot toad), 4164 nucleotides. It is a transcript of the gene ANKAR, whose product is annotated as ankyrin and armadillo repeat containing. NCBI's taxonomy places the organism in Eukaryota, Metazoa, Chordata, Amphibia, Anura, Pelobatidae. The record is from RefSeq and is a predicted model, not a curated record. Gene Ontology annotation, molecular function: protein binding.